GAGGUGAAAAGAGGGGAGGGUAGAGAAGAGAGAGGAGAGGAGAGGAGAGGAGAGGAGAGGAGAGGACCAUCAUGGAGCACUGGAAUCGAAUCAAGAUUGCCAAACGCCAGAUACUGAUCACCAACUUCUUUGUCUUGCUGCUGGGCCUCUCUACGGCCACCAUGGCAGCUGUCACCCACUUUGGAGACCACUUUACUGUCAUUGGCCAUGUAUCCUUGGAGAGGAACCCCUAUGGAGCAAUGCACUACUGGGCCUUCUACGUGGGGAUCAGCCUAGCAGGUCUACUGAGCCUGGGCGCUGCCCUGAGCACCAUAGCCACAGUGAGGGAGGCCCAUGGCCUCAUGGCUGCGGGGUUCCUGUGCUUUGCCCUGUCAUUCUGCGUCCUGGUGCAGAUGGCAUUCUGGAGAUUCCACAACCCCACCCAGGUGGAGGAUGCAGUAUUGGACACCUAUGACCUCGUGUAUGACCAGGCAAUGAAGAGCCCAUCUAGCAGCUGGUGGCAGGAGCUGGCCACCAUCCAGGACACGUUUCUGUGUUGUGGGAAGAAGUCUCCUUUUGGGCUUCUGGCAAGCACCAGAGCCAUCCCGUGUCAGGGCCAGGAGGCCAUGAGAGAGGACUGCCUACAGAGCAUUGGGAAGUUUCUGUGGACACACUACAGAAUCGCCUCCACCCUGACCUUCACCAGCCUGGCCCUCACGGUAUAUGCUAUGACACUCUGCGCCUUCCUCUGGUUUGCCAUUCACUCCUACUGUGGCUUGGAUCGAAAAGGCAGAUACACCCUGAGCCCACGAACAUCCCAUGGCUGCCAGCCCCAGGAACCCAGCCUCUUCAGAUGGACUGAGGGUAGGCCAGUGCCUCAACGCCCCUCUGAAACACAAGCAUUUGCUAACUAUUCGACACCCCUGUGAAGCACGGGUGUUCGCUCACUGGGUCUAGUAGGAUGUUUGCUGUCUGCUUGCCCACAGAGAUGAAGACUCUGGCCCUGAGCCCUCCCAUGAUCCACAUGGUGGGGGAAUGGAAGGGGAGAAGAUUCCACCAGAUGUGUUAGUUACCUUUACAUUGUUGUGGCCAGACACCUACCAGAAACAGGAAAGAUUUAUUCUUGUUCAUGGUUGUAGAGAGAUUCUAGUUCAUCAUAACAGGGAAGGCAUGGAGGAGUGGCUGUGUCUAUGGCAACAGGAAUAUAAGAUGGCAAAUGCUGGAGGGGUCAUCAAGGACCACCUUUGCUCUGAAGUCAUGGCAACAAAAUGCAUGGAACCACAUGGCAAUAGCCAGGUUUUUGGUAAUGGCCAUGGGGCCGUUAAUGCUUCUUAGUUUAGGGAGAAGAGGUCACCAUAUCC
Molecule: messenger RNA, 1340 nt
Organism: Onychomys torridus (southern grasshopper mouse)
Lineage: Eukaryota; Metazoa; Chordata; Mammalia; Rodentia; Cricetidae
Gene: Tspan32
Product: tetraspanin 32
Exons: 10
Coding region: 72-908 (278 amino acids)
Cellular component (GO): membrane
Source: RefSeq, a predicted model, not a curated record